This is a messenger RNA of Diatraea saccharalis (sugarcane borer), 2443 nucleotides long. Lineage: Eukaryota; Metazoa; Arthropoda; Insecta; Lepidoptera; Crambidae. The record is from the annotation of a GenBank genome assembly.
UUUGCCCCUCACCUACCAUUCAUAGUUUCAAUGAUAUUCGAGUUGUUACAACCGUACCCAGGCUACCCUACUUGGAAGCCGUUAGAAAAUUUUUCACAAAUCUUUUAUAUAUAUAUAUCAACACGGGGUCGCGUCAUAAACGGACCGAAGACAACAACAAAGCACUAUAUUUAAACUAGGGAAAAUUUGAACAAGGGAAAAUUUAAAUGUUUUUCUUUGGAAUGGUGUACACUGCAUAUAGUGUUAUAGAACAAUCUAUAAAAAAAAUAAUAUUUUUAUGUUCUCAGGAGGCCUAGGUCAAUUGGGUGUUGAAUGUGCGAAGUACUUACGCAACAAAUAUGGUAGAGAAAAUGUCAUACUCUCAGACAUUAUUAAACCUUCCAAAGAGAUAGUCAACGACGGUCCAUAUAUCUUCGUAGACAUUUUGGACUUCAAGGGACUACAGAAAGUAGUGGUGGACCACAGAGUGGAUUGGCUGAUACACUUCUCAGCUUUACUCAGCGCUAUCGGUGAACAAAAUGUACCCUUAGCUGUUCGAGUUAACAUAGAAGGUAUGCAUAACGUAAUUGAAUUGGCGAAACAGUACAAGUUAAGAAUUUUUGUGCCUAGCACUAUUGGGGCGUUUGGACCUGAUUCGCCAAGAAACCCGACACCGAACGUGACUAUACAGAGACCGAGGACAAUAUAUGGUGUAUCGAAAGUUCACGCAGAACUGUUGGGAGAAUACUAUUUCUACAAAUUUGGUCUUGAUUUCCGAUGUUUGAGAUUCCCCGGUGUGAUUUCUAGCGACCCACCAGGAGGAGGAACCACAGACUAUGCUAUUGCCAUUUUUCACGAUAUUAUUCGUAAGGGUCAAUACAAAUGCUAUUUGAAGCCACACACGCGACUUCCUAUGAUGCAUUUGAGGGACGCCUUGCGAGCCCUAUCAGAGUAUCUGGAGGUACCAAAUGAACGGCUUCUGAGAAGAUGUUACAAUGUGACUGCGAUGAGCUUCACUCCUGAAGAACUAGUGGAGGCCAUGUCGAAGCAUGUACAAGAUAUGAAAAUUACGUACCAACCUGACAGUAGGCAAGAUAUAGCGGAUUCAUGGCCACAAGUGUUCGACGACAGCGACGCUCGACGCGAUUGGGAUUGGAAGCCAGAAAUUGACCUAGACAAUCUCGUGAAGCUUAUGUUCGAUGAAGUCAGAGAGAAAGUGGAGGCGAAUGGUUUCUCUUGUUAACAUAUAUCAAAGAGCUUUCGAAGUUCCUAUCUCAGUAAAAGUGGAUUUCUUGAUCCCAAUAACUUGUACAGUAAGUUCUAAUUAAUAUGGCGCAACUAAUAUCCCACAAUGACAAAACGUACUUUUAAAAUUUAAAGUGAUUCUUGUUUCAAUGGUCAUAAAGUGUAAAAUACAACAGUACUUGAAUCAUUUGAUUAGCCGACAUUUGCCGCGCUUCGAAAUUUAUUCUUCAGCGCAGGUACAUCGGUGAGCCACGUUAAUUGAACCUUACUGUACUUGUAUACGUAAAUAGAUCCUAGAAAAUAUGUAGGAAAUUUUAAAGAAAGCGUAAUAUCUAAGGAUAUAAGUAUAUAAACACCACGUUAUAAGUACUUAUGCAAUGUAAUAUUUAUAUUCUGAUUGUGGUAUUCAACUUUUUGGUACAUGGACAUUGCAUAUGUUCAAUUAAAUUUAUAAUUGAAUUUGUAAAAUAAAUAAAAUAAAUAUUGUUGAAUAACUUAUCAAUACCUAAUCAUUUUAAUGACACCACAGCAGAGUAACAUAUAUUGUCUGUGCUGGUGAAUAAAUAUUUGCAAAUUGUCUUAAGUCUCGUUUUCACGAAUUAACGACAGUUUUUUUUUUGCAGUUAUAAAAAAAAUAUUCCUUUAUGUGCAUUGCCGGAACAGUAUCAGAAGGCAAUUCCUGAUAUGAAAAAAUACAAAAAAAGAAGCUAUUUUUUGAGAUAUGUCACAUCACUAGACGCGUUAGUAAAUUUUUAGGUCAAAAUUGGACAUGAUUCUUUAAGCAAUUGAUUUUGAAUUCUGCCCAUAGUGUAUUGAAGUUUAAAAUAGUGCAGAGAACUAUGACAGUUUUAUAUAAGCCGACGUGCUCUUAGGUAAUCUGUACCCGGCAAUUUGUCACCUUUUAAUGCGGAAUGUCAAACUAUGGGGGCGUCCAUAAAUUACGUGAGAUGUUUAAGGGGGGGAGGGGGUCGAGUCAAAUCUCAUCUAAUCUCACGUUGGAGAGGGGGGGUCUCGGCAAAUAUCACGCAAUUUUUAAAAUAAGGCUCGGUGCGGGGAAUCCCUCAUAGAGUGACAAGUCUAAGGUUGAGAUCAUUCACUAAUUCGUUGGAAAGAAAAUAAUUUCAUUUGUACUUUGACAUUAUACAUCACUCCUGAUUGUCAAACCACUAUACUCGUUUUAUACCAAAUAGCUCAAUUUAAUUUGAAUUUACGGUACAAU